GCAGAGAGAAGCUGGAGGGAGAGAAAGGGAGGGAAUCCGAAAGCCAAGUCCAAGGGCAUGAGCAAGAGAGGCGAGAGAUAGGGGAAGAAGCCUGAGAAAGAAGGAAUAACAGCUUUCCGGAGGAGGCGUGCAGUGAACUGUCUUCUAUUUUAUUUGUCUUUUCUUUUCUUUUUUAUUUUUUAAAGAGAAUCAGGGAACAGAAGCAGAGGCCGAGGGAGAAGACGAGGUGCUGGUGACCUGGGCGUCCAAGUGGAUUAACUGGGGAUGCUCUCCAGGGGCUGUACCCCGCUGCCUUCCAAUUGCAAACAUAAGCCCACAUCCCAGCCAAUGAAGAUGAGAGGCAGCGUGAACAAAGUCAUUUAGAAAGCCCCCCCUCCCCAGGAAGUGUAAACAAAAGAGAAAGCAUGAAUGGUGUGCCUGAGAGACAAGCGUGUGUUGCGCUGUGCCCCACCUUGAGCUGGGCCAGCAGCCGCCUAGCCCUGCCUCUCCCCACCUACUCACUGGUGAUUUUUAUUUUUUAAUAAUUUUUUUCUCUUUUCUUUUCCAUCCUCUUUUCUUACUCUCCUUCAGGGCAAGGCAAGGAUUUUGAUUUGGGGACCCAGCCGUGGUCCUUCUGCUCCUUCUUUAAAAUUACCCACUUUCUCCCCAUUGCCAAGCGGCGUUUGGCAAUAUCAGAUAUCCGCUCUAUUUAUUUUUACCUAAGGAAAAACUCCAGCUCCCUUCCCACUCCCAGCUGCCUUGCCACCCCUCCCAGCCCUCUGCUUUGCCCUCCACCUGGCCUGCUAGAAGUCAGAGCCCAGCAGAACCUGUUUAGACACAUGGAGAAGAAACCCAGAGCUUCACGGCACACAGUCGGCUUCUUCGCGCUCAGGGUUGCCAGCGCUUCCUGGAAGUCCUGAAGCUCUCGCAGUGCAGUGAGUUCAUGCACCUUCUUGCCAAGCCUCAGUCUUCGGGAUCUAGGGAGGCCGCCUGGUUUUCCUCCCUCCUUCUGCACGACUGCCGGGGUCUCCUCCUGCCAGGCCUUGCGGCCUUUCUCCCCGGCCCCUGCCUGAAGAUGCACUUGCAGAGGGCUCUGGUGGUCCUGGCCCUGCUGAACUUUGCCACGGUCAGCCUCUCCAUGUCCACUUGCACCACCUUGGACUUCAACCACAUCAAGAGGAAGCGAGUGGAAGCCAUUAGGGGACAGAUCUUGAGCAAACUCAGGCUCACCAGUCCCCCCGAUCCAUCCGGGUUGGCCAGUAUCCCCAUCCAGGUCCUGGAUCUUUACAACAGCACCCGAGAGCUGCUGGAGGAGGUGCAUGGGGAGAGGGGAGACGUCUGCACGCAAGCAAACACCGAGUCGGAGUAUUAUGCCAAAGAAAUCUAUAAAUUCGACAUGAUCCAGGGGCUGGAGGAGCACAAUGACCUGACCGUCUGCCCCAAAGGCAUCACCUCCAAGAUUUUCCGCUUCAACGUGUCCUCAGUGGAGAAAAAUGAAACCAACCUGUUUCGAGCAGAAUUCCGGGUCUUUCGGAUGCCCAACCCCGCCUCCAAGCGCAGCGAGCAGAGGAUUGAGCUCUUCCAGAUCCUCCAGCCGGGUGAGCACAUAGCCAAGCAGCGGUAUAUCGAUGGCAAGAACCUGCCCACGCGGGGCACUGGCGAGUGGCUGUCUUUCGACGUCACAGACACUGUGCGUGAAUGGCUCUUGCGGAGAGAAUCCAACUUAGGUCUGGAAAUCAGCAUCCACUGUCCCUGUCACACCUUUCAGCCCAAUGGGGAUAUCCUGGAAAACAUUCAAGAGCUGAUGGAAAUCAAAUUCAAAGGUGUGGACAGUGAUGAUGAUCCGGGCCGUGGAGAUCUGGGGCGACUGAAGAAGAAGAAGGAACACAUCCCUCAUCUAAUUCUCAUGAUGAUUCCCCCAAACCGGCUAGACAGCCCAGGCCACAGUCAGAGGAAGAAGCGGGCCCUGGACACCAAUUACUGCUUCCGCAAUCUGGAGGAGAACUGCUGUGUGCGCCCUCUCUACAUUGACUUCCGACAGGAUCUGGGCUGGAAGUGGGUCCACGAACCUAAGGGCUACUACGCCAACUUCUGCUCAGGCCCCUGCCCAUACCUCCGCAGCUCAGACACAACCCACAGCACGGUGCUGGGCCUGUACAACACCCUGAACCCUGAAGCCUCGGCCUCCCCUUGCUGCGUACCCCAGGACUUGGAGCCCCUGACCAUCCUGUACUAUGUCGGGAGGACCCCCAAAGUGGAGCAGCUGUCUAACAUGGUGGUGAAGUCCUGCAAGUGCAGCUGAGGCCCGACCGCCACAGGGAGAGACGAGGGAUCACCACUGCCUGCCCGCCUGCCCCUCGGGAAACACAGCAGCGACGGACCUCGCCGCGAGGCCUGGGGCCCGCGACCUCCGGCUCCAGGCAGAUGAUGGCCGAGACGGGGGUUCCCCUUCUGGAACAUUUCUUUUUCUUGCUGGGUCUGAGAAUCACUGUAGUAAAGCAAGUGUGGGUUUGGUUAGGGGAAGGUCGAUUUCUUCAGGAGACAUGGAUUUUCCAUGUCAGAGGUGGUGGGGACGGAGGAAGAGGGGUGGUUGAGUUGACGCAUCGCAGGGUUCACGGGAUUCGGGACACCCUACGGGGGGAAGGUGGGGCAGAGAAUGGCCUGGACAGGGCCAGACUGGAAGACCCUUGGUGCUGAGGUCAGAUUGCUCAUCCAUCGCUGCCCCACGUCUGCUUGAGGGGCAUCCGGAUCACGUCAUACCAGGCAAGCAUCUUUCUUUAGGCAGGUUCCCAAGACAAAAGUCCCAGAAUUGUAUCUCGUACUUACCUGGGAUUAAGGACAAGUCUGUUAGUUUUGCAAAUUGUCCCCUGGACGUCAGUCGGCAUUGAGGGUUGUUCUGGGAGAAGAUCCAGGUAACGCAGGUCCCGGGGGCCAUCAGCUAUACUGGGCCCAAUGGAUAUGCAGAACUCUGAGGUAGAGGGUGGGAACUGACCCUCUCUGGUCUGCUCCUUGGGUUCCUCCUCUUGCCCUCUUCCUUGAUCGUUCUCCUUGGACAUUUGGCUAGACACCUUCCAGGUCAGGGUGCACAUGACUGGAGUUUGGGUCUCUGCAGCCUUGGGGCAUCAUGGAUUUCCCCUCCUGACCCCCACCCCCCCACCCCGAGACCCUGUGUUCAUCUGGUGUUCCUGGAAGCAGGUGCUACGACGUGAGAGGCAUGCAGGGAAGUUGCACACG
Budorcas taxicolor (takin) is the source of this 3213-nucleotide messenger RNA. RefSeq names its product transforming growth factor beta 3 (gene TGFB3). Gene Ontology annotation, biological process: BMP signaling pathway; transforming growth factor beta receptor signaling pathway; SMAD protein signal transduction. Gene Ontology annotation, cellular component: extracellular region. Bases 923 to 2281 code for a protein of 452 amino acids. The record is from RefSeq and is a predicted model, not a curated record. Gene Ontology annotation, molecular function: type II transforming growth factor beta receptor binding; type III transforming growth factor beta receptor binding; cytokine activity. The transcript is spliced from 7 exons. NCBI's taxonomy places the organism in Eukaryota, Metazoa, Chordata, Mammalia, Artiodactyla, Bovidae.